Colias croceus (clouded yellow) is the source of this 2017-nucleotide messenger RNA. RefSeq lists its product as uncharacterized. The transcript has 16 exons. Lineage: Eukaryota; Metazoa; Arthropoda; Insecta; Lepidoptera; Pieridae. The record is from RefSeq and is a predicted model, not a curated record. The coding region runs from base 33 to 1751 and encodes 572 amino acids.
CUGUGCAGUGAACGUAUAAAAAAAACGUCAAAAUGCCAGAGUUAAUAGAACAAAUGUAUUGUUCUCAGCAGAUUGUGAUUCCGCCGAAAUUUCCAUACAUUUUAAAAAGGUAUUGUAAAGCGGCCAUAAAAACGCAACCGCACGAUCUCUUGCGCUGGUCCUUCGAGUAUUUCACAGCAUUGGCUGAGAAGCGACCGCCGCCCGUAAAGUUGAGGUUGGAAUACCCUGUGUAUAGUACUGAAGGGGGGUUGAGUAGGGGGUGCUUGAAGGUCCUCGCCUGCCAGCUAAGCCCUUCCACAACCCUUCCUCUAAAGCAAGUAAAACGUGCUUGGCGAGGUUUUUGCCUUGACCAGAUCGAGCUGAAGAGGAUAUUCUGUCUCUGUGAGGUCUACAUGAGGGAGGAGGUGGUCCCGUUCUUGCAUUUUAUAGCGGUGGCUGGCGGGCUUUUGACUAAGUCGCUAACACACACAAUGAUACUACUCUGCGAGACGCUAACCAAAGAGCCUGAUGGUGGAUCAGCAGCUAUACCGGUGCAGGAUUUUCUGAUGAUGUACAGGUUUCUGGCUGAAAUGGAUGCGUCCAAGGAUGUUAAAUAUAUGGAUGGGUAUCGCGAAGGUGAUUCAUCGAAACAAGAACAGAGUAUUGAAGAAGAGGAAGAAAUAACUGAAGACGAUAACGCAGCUCAGGAUGAGAUACGAUCCGACGAUUUUUGGCAAGAUAGCAGCAACCUGCAGAAACUAAACCUAAUAGAUGAUCAUUUGCCUCGAUCGUCGAGGUUGAGUGAGAAAUUGAAUAUGCCUGUUAUUGGCAAGAUAAAACGAUCUCCGUCCAUUGAGAGAGCGGGACAGAUAGAGCGGGAAAACUAUAUGAGAGAGAGGAAAGGAAGAGCUGAACCAAGCGAAGAUGUUGAAAAAAAACUACGCGAACUGAGCGGUUCGAAAAUUGGCCUCCAAGAAUCAAAAAAGGAUGAUAAAAAAGAAGAGAUGGAAAAAAAGAAAGAAGGAGUGGACAUUAUUGUGACGGAUGAGAAUUACGUGCAAAUACCAUACGAAAUAUACGGAGAACCAAAAACAGAAGAAGUUGUACUAAUUGAAAGUAAUUUGGAAGAAGAAGAAACAAAAGAAGAUUCGGUUGAUGAGACGAUUGAAAUAGCAGCUUUUGUGAAUGAAUGUUGCCAAGAUCGGGAAGAGCGUCGUGAGGAUUUAGCAAGGACUUUUGAAGAAAUAGCCGAUAUUGUGGAUAGAUUUAAAUCGGCUAAUUAUGAUCUGGGCAUGGUGGCCGGCCGUCAAAUGUCGACAACAAGCGGAGAAUUUAUCGUACAGCACAUUGAGAAAGAUAUCAUGGACUAUAUAAAUGAACAAAUUGCUAUACUACCAGACCCGGACUUGAAGAAGAAAAAGGCGAAACCAGAAGAAGUGGCCAUGAUUCGUGACAUCUUAGAAACUUUCCUCGAUGAAAACAUGGACGUGAUCGCUCCAGAGGUAGAAGAGGCGGAGGCUGAAGAACAGCCUAUACCUGAGAUAACAGUGGUAUAUGCAGUGCCUGGAAUAGGGCCACCAGUCGAGCCAGACAUAAUUGAUGACUUUGAGAAUUACAUCCUUGAAGUUUCCAAAGUCCAAGGUGAUGUUGUGAUGCCGAGGAAUAUAAGGCAUUUCAUGUGUCCACCGCUGGAGAAAUAUGAAGAAUAUAAAUACGAAGAUUCAGCAUCAAAGAAGGAAGAGGUGCCGAUGACAGGCGUCAUUACGGAUUGAAUGUGACAGAUUUUUAUAAAAGUUAAAAUGCACUAACAAAAAUUUAUCUCUAUCUCUCACUUUUGUUAAUAUGUUUGUAAAAUAAACUUUAAAAACUCAAUUUGUUACGUUUUAUUUUAUUUGGAUAUCUAUUCGGUACUUUAAACGUAAAGUUCAGUAAGUGUUUAGAAAAUGUCUCAAUGUGUUUUAUAUGACUGUGGUCUAUGGCGUAGCACCCUUUUUGUAAUAUGUAAUUAUAAUUGUUAAAAUAAAGUCACAAAAUAAUU